Lytechinus pictus (painted urchin) is the source of this 2469-nucleotide messenger RNA. RefSeq lists its product as uncharacterized. The transcript has 10 exons. Bases 385 to 1710 code for a protein of 441 amino acids. NCBI's taxonomy places the organism in Eukaryota, Metazoa, Echinodermata, Echinoidea, Temnopleuroida, Toxopneustidae. The record is from RefSeq and is a predicted model, not a curated record.
ACAGUUCAAGUAUAUAUUUAUAGUUGAUACACGCAAACGCAGAACACGAUGAUAGGCCGAUCGUUAUUUUAAGGACUCAUCCAAGCCCCUACCUUUAUUGCACUAUAAUAGCUGAUGAUUGACUUCCCCCUAGCAUUUCUUUGGUGACCCUAUAAUAGCCCUGUUGACAGUGCAGAUAGUGAGUCUAGAUAUCAAUCUUUGCUUCGAUUUCAUUCAUCCGGAUUUUCUGAAACUUCUUCAAUUUGACUUAAGUUUGUUCGUGGUUGCAGAUCGAUAUACAAAGAACUAUACUACAACAAUUUAAGCAGAAUAUAAAACACAUCAGUCGAAGUAGUUCACAUUCUGCAUUAGGCACCCCAACCUUUUAAGACAUUUCUUUUCAACAUGGGGCCAGAAUCAGACUCGAGGAUCGCAUCGGCAGUUUCAGAUUUCAAGCCGGAGACAACGGUGGAACCAGAGCCAGAACCUGAGAUCACUUCCGAGCCGGAACCAGAGCCCGCCUCAGGACCUGGACUUACAUAUCAGGAUGGCGUUACUCUUAAUGAAAUGCUGGUCCCUCCAUUUGCAUUGAUGGCCUUGCUGAUCUUUGGAAUGCUUAUGCUUACGAUUUCAAGAAAUUGGAGGAGGAAACAUAAAAGAGCAAGGUAUCGGAAUAAAAUCUCUGACACUGACAAAUGCGAUGUCAUUCUCCUUAGUUCUAUGACCGUACACCAGCGUGGAGACUACUCUGAAGACUUUCUAACAUCAGAAGAAAUCGAGUCAAUGGAGGCACUAAGGCAACACCACAACAGACCCAUGUCUUUGUUUUUCAUGUCCCUGCCGGCAAUCAUCUCGCUAGCACUUGGUCCCUGUUUGUUACUGUUAAGAGCACCAGUAAUAAAUUCAUUCUGGGCUAAUGGUCUACCAAAUAUCAAUGAUGGCUUGGGCUCUUUUCUGGCACCGGCUGGUCUUGUAUAUGCAAUCACGUUUGGCUUUACCUUUCAAUGUGUAUUGGACAAGCAACGUUGUAUUUCUGCAACGCUUUCGACCGAAGUAGGACUCCUUGAGCAGAUUCUAGCAAUGACGGCAAAGAUGACAUCACUGACAACAGAAGACAGGCUUAAGAUUUAUAAAUUAGUGAAGACGGAGAUCAUUUCAAUCAUGCAACAGAUAAGUGGACGAAGAGGGACGAGUUCAAAGGAUUUCUUACAUGAAUACUCAGCUGGUCGGAUUUGGGAUGUCAUUGCUAUCUUGCAGAAGGAUACUGGGGAUAAUGACAAUUGUGACGUCAUCAUCGUAGAGAAAAUUAUAAGUAAUUUGCAGGAGUUGGCGACCUGUUCGACAAAGCGCUACAUGACCUUACAUUAUAAGGUACAUCCUUUACUGUGGAUGUUCUUAGAAAUUCUGGGCUUCUUCUCGUACUUCGGUGUCAUGCUUAUUGUGUCCGAGUCCAGUCGGAUGGACCUCACGAUGUGUCACAUGACAGUAUUCUCAAUCAGUCUACUUUGUUACGUCAUCGGGGAUCUCGAUCAUCCUUUUAGUGGCUAUUUCAGGAUCAAUUUAAGUCCUCUCUGGCAUCUUGUUGGUAAGAGCGAAUAUUUCUACCGCGAAGAGCAGUGUAAAGAUUCGAACUGUGCUCAGACACCCCGUUCCAGAUCCCUCUCCACCGCGACGUCCAUCAAGAGAGACACUUCUUCCUCGCCUAGCUUGAAGUCCAGACAGACAUUAUGAAAAUAAAUAAUGCAACAAUUUCAAGACUUUUGUUGACUUUACCAAAUUAAAGCAUCAAAAUGCUGCAUAUUAUAAUAUUUGAUUAUAAUCUUUCAUUUUAACUCAUUAAUGUACCAUUCUAUAAAACAUUAAUGUUCCAUUCUAUAAAACAUUAAUGUUUCAUUCUGAUAAAAUAUUAAUGUUUCAUUCUGAUAGUAGUUCUUUUCAAAUACAUUACUAUUUUGGUGUGCUAUGUGUUUUGACAUUUCAUACUACUGAACUAGAUUUACCAUCCUUUCUCUAUUCCUAAUUUUGCUAUCGUCAUCAUCUUAAUUAUUUUUCUAUUAAUUAGUAUUUCAAUCAUCAUCAUCAUCACCAUUAUCGCUGCAGUUGUUACUGUUGUUGUUAUUGCUACCAAUAUGACAAUAAUUAUCAUCAUCAUUGGUGAUGUUAGAACUGUUAUAAGCAUCAUUAUUAUUAUAUUUUUUAUGUUCACGAUACACGAUGCAGAGGUAGGAGUGGUAUUGGCAAUUAUCAAAUAGUCCUUAUAUAGCGGUAAUCUUGCUGUAAAUAUUUGCUUUGAUAUUCAUAUUUAGUUCAGUAAAUGAAAUAAUCUUUAAGUUUGAAAAGUAAAACUUAAAUUGUUGUUGUUGUUAUCAUUAUCAAUAUUUUCAUUAAAAUCAUUAUUGAUUUUAGCAUUGUGUCAUUCAUUCAUUCGUUUAUUUCCACAUUAAAAGAAAUCAAUUCUUUAUUGUUCGAAAUAAACGAAAUAAAAAUCCG